UUCUUCCUUCUAUCACUUUCUCUUACUAGCAUGCGAGUGUUGACACAACUCAUUCUCCUUACAAAUAAUAAGUUAUCAUUAACAUAUAUAAAUAACUUCCCAAUGAGCAACAAAUAACAAGUACUAAAAACUCACAUUUCACUCAGCCUUCUACAUCUCUCAUUAUUGUCCCCUCCCCUAUUCCCUCUUCAAAUUUACAUCAACAGAAAUGAGUUACCCACACUUUCUUGUUAUGCCUUAUCCAAUUCUAGGACACAUGAAUCCACUUCUGCAGUUCUCUCAGGUUUUGGCCAACCAUGGCUGCAAAAUAACCUUUUUGAUCACUGAGUUCAACCAAAAGAGAAUGAAGAGUGAAAUUGACCACUUGGGAGCACAGAUAAAGUUUGUGACACUCCCAGAUGGUUUGGAUCCAGAAGAUGACAGAAGUGACCAACCGAAGGUGAUUUUGUCACUCAGAAACACCAUGCCUACUAAGCUUCACAGGCUCAUACAAGACAUCAAUAAUAAUAAUAAUGCUUUGGAUGGUGACAACAACAAGAUCACUUGUCUGGUUGUUUCUAAGAACAUAGGAUGGGCCUUGGAAGUUUCACACAAAUUGGGAAUCAAAGGGGCUCUUCUGUGGCCUGCUUCCGCUACUUCGCUGGCCUCUUUUGAGUCCAUACCAAGGCUCAUUGAUGAAGGAAUUAUAGACUCUGAAACUGGACUUCCGACCAGAAAACAGGAGAUUCAGCUUUUACCAAAUUCGCCUAUGAUGGACACGGCAAAUCUACCAUGGUGUAGCCUUGGUAAGAACUUUUUCCUUCACAUGGUAGAAGAUACUCAAAGUUUGAAGUUAGGAGAAUGGUGGCUUUGCAACACCACUUGUGAUCUUGAGCCAGGAGCACUUGCCAUGUGGCCAAGGUUCCUUUCAAUUGGCCCAUUGAUGCAAAGUGACACCAACAAAAGCUCAUUCUGGAGAGAAGACACAACUUGCCUACAUUGGUUGGAUCAACAUCCACCCCAAUCUGUUGUGUAUGUUUCUUUUGGAAGUUUGGCAAUAGUGGAACCAAACCAAUUCAAUGAAUUAGCUAUUGGGCUUGAUCUCCUUAACAAGCCUUUUCUUUGGGUUGUACGUCCAAGUAAUGAGAAUAACAAGGUAAACAAUACAUACCCAAAUGAAUUCCAUGGAUCUAAAGGUAAAAUUAUUGGAUGGGCUCCACAAAAGAAGAUAUUGAACCACCCUGCCAUAGCUUGCUUCAUUACCCAUUGUGGUUGGAAUUCUAUCAUAGAAGGUGUAUGUGGUGGCAUACCUUUCUUGUGUUGGCCAUUUUUCAGUGACCAAUUUAUUAAUAAGUCAUAUAUUUGUGAUGUGUGGAAGGUUGGACUGGGAUUAGACCAGGAUGAGAAUGGAUUAAUAAUGAAGGGAGAGAUAAGGAAGAAGGUGGAGCAACUGCUUGGGAACGAAGAUAUAAAAGCAAGAUCAGUGAAGCUGAAGGAAUUGACCGUGAAUAACUUUGACGAAGGUGGUCAAUCUUCACAGAAUAUCGAAAAGUUUAUCAAUUGGGCCAAGGAUUAAUGGUGCUUUUCGUUGGUCCCAUGUUGGACCUUCUUCUAUGUUUUCUUUUUCCCUUUUUGGAUUCUUAUGUUGAGAAAGGCAAAAAGCAUUUGAUACUUAUAAUUUGGUUAUAGACAAAAUAAAGUUUAUGUUGGAGUCGUUCUACUACGAUUCUCAACAAAAAUCAUUUUAUCUAUAACCACGGCUAAAAAUGUUAUGUUGGAGUCGUUCUACAUUCUCAUGAAGUUUAUCUCACUUGUAUCAAUAAUAUUCA
This is a messenger RNA of Glycine soja, 1808 nucleotides long. RefSeq names its product UDP-glycosyltransferase 83A1-like. Lineage: Eukaryota; Viridiplantae; Streptophyta; Magnoliopsida; Fabales; Fabaceae. The coding region runs from base 209 to 1555 and encodes 448 amino acids. The transcript is spliced from 2 exons. The record is from RefSeq and is a predicted model, not a curated record. Gene Ontology annotation, molecular function: UDP-glycosyltransferase activity.